AUUGUAUUAUAAUGUUGACCUAGGGCUAUAAAACCAACCCCGGGGCUCGAUUUAUAGGCAUUUGAUUGGGGAAAAAUGUUGGUGCUGUUCUUGUGUUUUCUUCCACUGGCUUUAGCUGGGUAUAUCCCAGGGAAGAAGUGUGGUGGUGUUGUGUGCUUGGACGACGAAGAUAUCCAGUGUUUCCCACAGUACAACUAUUGUCGUUGUAGAGAUGGUCUUUGGGGAAACGGAAGAUUCGCCUGCGUGGAACGUAGUAGUACGUGUCUCUGUUAUCUGUUUGGCGACCCUUACAUCACGGCUUUCUCCGGUAGUGUGAUGGCAGCACCUAUCCCGUGUCGUCAUAUCCUGACUGAAUUCACAACGCCUUCCGGUGUCUAUGUUAAAGUAGCAGCUACUGGUGGCAAUAGAGAUGACAAGGAUUAUCCAGGAUUCGUAAUGGAGGAUGAAGUCUUCUUUAGGGCAUCAAAGGGCAAGACAACGGCUCAUGCUGAUAUUCGCCGUUCCGGAUUCUAUAAUAAAGGAUUGAAGGUACCUUUACCAGUAGCUGAUAAUUUCCCUGAUUUUGGUUUAACGGUUUAUGGAGAAUUCGAAUCCCAUUACUGGCGAUUGGAACUGCCCAGGCAUGCUGUUGCUAUACGAUACAGGAGUGCCGAUUCGUCCAUCACUAUCCAGACGCCAAAGGGCUCUACAUUUGUAAAAGAGAGGCUAUGCGGACAGUGCAGUGAUGGUCCGGGGCAAUAUGAAAAGGAGGCUUCAGCAAUGGACUUAACCAAAAAAGAAUGGUCUUUCUACAAACAAGCAUUUAAUUUGGACACCAAGAAUGAGGACAGACAAGUCUGUAUUGAUUUCGACGCAGCUGUAAAAGCCACCCCAGAAGACAAACAAGCGGCCGGAUUGAAAUUCUGCGGAGCUCCUUUCAGUCAUAACGAUAUUGGUUCGUGUUUCACUGAGGCUUUUGGAAAACCGAAUAUAUUACAGAAAACUGUGGCUUGUUUGACAGACUUUACUGCCGGUAAAACAAGCGAUUGGUGUGCUGCAGGGGCAACAGCUAAAUCUGGUUGUUCUAAUAAGAAGGUAGACUUCUCAAUUAUUGAGAGUCAAUGCAAAUAAUUAAGGACAUCUUGGGUAUAUAUAACGUCUUAUAGAUGACAUACUACUUUCACUUUUAGUUCGUAUCUUGUAUCUAAAGCCGGGUUCAUGUCGCUCUUGCGACGAUCAAAAACUAAUUUUAACUGGGCAGUCUGAGACUGAUCAGUUGGAACAACCCGGGUGACUGGAGCGACAUCUAAAGCUAGAUUUAAAUGGGUUAUCUCCCAUUGAGGAGGACCAAGAAAAACAAAUGAUCAUUCGGAACAACUACCUUUUGUCCGUCUCCAAUGCGCCUCGUAUGUUUCAUAUGUGCGGACAGUUUUUAUCCAGUCUCUGGUGAAAUGAGAUCAUCCGUGGCUGUAAAGGCAAAUCACGUGAUACUACCGCGUGAUUUGAAACCCAUCAUGGCCGCUGUUGACCAUCCUGUUGACCUGAGUCUAGGUUAGAUCUAUUUUAUAAGGCCAACUUAAAGUUAAGUCAAAGGUCACUAGAUGUAAACAGGACUAGCGCCAAUCCAAACCCUAACCUCGGAACUAGCCCUAACGCUAGACUCAACCUCUCCCCCAAAUUCUUAAACCUAACCUACAAUCUCUCUAACAGUCACGUGUGCUAACCUUAUUUACAUCUCAGCGACCUUGACGAAAUCUUGAGUUGGCUUUAACAAAUAGAUCUAGCCCGUGAAUCUAAUAACGAUCAUGAUCAUGGCCAUCCUGUUUUAUCGAUCGAUGUCUACCUAAUCGAAGAUCGAAGACGACAUGAGCAAGCAGGUUUUACUGGUUUCCCAUAAUUUUGUAUUGUCGCAAGGUGACAUAAAUCCGGCUUAACUUACAAACUAUAUUUCUCUCACUGUACAUGAAGUAAUUACCUGUCCAUAUAGUGACAAUAAAAAGAUUUAUUAACGAAAUUACUGUAAAACAAUGUUAAACUAUUAUUUAGACAUAAGUACAUACGUUUCGAGUAUCAUUUCAGUUUUUAAAGCGCAAUUCCUGUCCAUUCUCCCCUGUUUAAAGGCAUUACUCACCAAAUAUGGCUCAUCCAAUGGAUUCAGGUAGUUAAAGCACGUGAUCAAUAGUGCCCAAUCCACUAUUUAUCACGUGAUUAAGCUACAGUUUUUCUAUAGAAGAAUUAUAUGGUUUAAUUAAAGAUACAUUAUGGGAGAUAAGAUAAAGAGAUGGCAGUUGUUAUAAGUAAACGAAUAGCAAAUGUCAGUUCAACUGAAUGGACCCGGGGGCUAACCGUACGUUUUCCCGGGCAUGUAAUAAUGUUGGCGAUAAUCCGGAUAGAAUUUGGGAUUAAAGAUACAUUAUGGGAGAUUAGAUAAAAAGCUGACAGUUCUCACUAUAAUAGUUAAAAACUAGAUAGUGUAAAGGUAAUUUGCUGAAAAUUUCUGUCAAAUUGAUCCACUAGGAGCCGAGAAAGAAGCGAGUGAAAUUUUUGCAUAGUCUCGGUCAUCAUUACUAAAAUCAUUAAUAUAAACGGCAUAGUCUCGAUUAUCCACUUUUUUUUAUUUAAUUAUCAAUGGCCGUUAGUGGCAUAUAGGAAUCUAAUCCAGCCAACAUCGAAGGCUAGCCUUGACAUCUAGAGAUGAUUAUGGUCUGGAUAAGUUAAUUAAUGUCUAAUUGAUAAUUUAGAUAACAUUUCAGGCCUAAAGACAGACUUUAAUAAGCAGAUUUUGCUCUUGCAUAAUGUAUGUUUAAGCUAGGUAAAUUUUAACCUAAAGCAGUGUAUAUUGAAUUGAGUCUCAGAAAAUAAAUCUGGACAGUGUGAGCUUGGCUUUAAAACACAGCAAUGAUUAGAGGUAGGCGUAGGGAUAUGUAAAUCGGAUCCCACACCCCGAUUAUUGAUUCAUUUUCCGUGAGGAAUCGGUCUCUCAACCCACCCCAUCCCCGACUAAAAAUAGAUCUAACACCUUAAUUAUUUACAUGUUGAAAUGGCUUUGUAAACUGCGUAGUUUUUGUUUUUUUUUGUUUUUGUUUUUGUUUUGUUGUUGUUGAUAUAUACUGUAAAUAUUGUCUUCAAGUUUACUCGAUAUAAAGUCUGUCAUCUAA
Molecule: messenger RNA, 3137 nt
Organism: Patella vulgata (common limpet)
Lineage: Eukaryota; Metazoa; Mollusca; Gastropoda; Patellidae
Exons: 6
Coding region: 76-1110 (344 amino acids)
Source: RefSeq, a predicted model, not a curated record